AUGUCGAAUUUCUGGGGCCUAAUCUGAACAGGCCUUGUACUGCAAGGUUUCCACUUAUUCAUCAAGCAAAUGCAGCCCCAGCCAGUCACAGAGAGAAACCCUAACUAACCCCUUUCGCUCUCUCUCAUCCCGUGGAGCUGAAGCUGGGCAAUGCCGUAGAGCAAGCAGAGCCGGCGAGCCGCCAUGCCGCUCCGCGCCGCGCUCCGCCUCCGCCGCCUCUUCUCCACGGACGCUGCCCCCGCGCCGUCGAGGCUGCGCAACCUCCCCUACCGCCUCCGCCACGCCGCCGUCCCCGCCGCGCGCGCCGCCGUCUCCGAGUACCUCCACUCCACGCGCUGCCUCCCGUCCUCCCACGCCGACUCCAUCGCCGCGCACUCCCCGCGCUCCCUGCUCUCAUUCCUCGCCGCGCUCCCCGCCGUGCCGGGCACCCUCCCCACCGCCGAGCUCCCGGCCUUCCUCCGGCGCCACCUCGCCUUCAACCCGCUCAACGAGCUCCCAUUCUUCCUCGAGUCCAUCGGCGCGCCACCCCAUGCUGCCGUCAGCGCGCCCCGCUCCGACCUCAUGUUCCUCGCCGACCACCCCUCCCUGCUCGGCUCCGUCGCCGCGCUCGCCCACUUCGGCUUCCCCUGGUCCCGCCUCGGCUUCCUCUUCCCCGCCGUCCUAUUCGGUGUGCCCCCGGAUCUCAUCUCUGCGCGCCUCGCCGCACUCGAGGCCCGCCUCCACCGGCUCCCUCGCGCCGCUAUCAUCGCCGCCUGCCUCACCUUCCCCUCGCUUCUCGAGUGCGAUCUCUCCGACGGUGACCCACUCGUUAAGGAUCUUGGCACCGCGUUUCGAUCGCUGAGAUCUGAUUUGGGGUCCAGCAAUGACAUUGACGCGUUCUCGGGGGUGUGCCGGAGGAUGCAAAUGUUCUAUGAUGCUGGAGCAGAGCUUGGUAGCAUUGGGGGUCUUGUCGGCGGCAGCCGCAGGGUGUUUCUUGAGGUAGACGAGAAGAGGAUUGGUAAGAGGUUGAGAUUCUUCAAAGAGCUGGGGAUAGUGGGGAAGGAGUUGGGAAGGUUCUUGCUGACCAAUGCCGGGGUUUUUGACCUUGAUUUCUCUGAUGCGGUGAUCUCGGUGCCAGAGUACUUGCAUCGAGUUGGGCUGGCAGAUGAUGAGGUUGAUGCAGCAGUAGGAAAGCACCCGUAUGUUGUUGGGAAGAACCGGCUGGAGAAUCUCCCCAGGGUGCUGCGGGCAAUGGAGCUGGAGCAUCGGUUCCUGGAGAAGAUUUCUGUUGGUGGGGAGAGCUUGCGUUAUUUGACACCAGAUUUCGUGUUGGAGGAUGGUAGUUUUGAUACAGAGGUUGAGAGGGCAUUCUUGGAUGGGAUGGCAAAAGUGAAGGCUGAGAGGAAAGCAAAGCAUGUGGACAACAAGCUGGAGUUUUUGAAGAGCAUUGGGUAUGGUGAGAAUGAAAUAGCCACAAGGGUAAUUCCUUUCCUGAACAGCACUCAGGAUUUGCUGCAGGAGCGGUUUGAUUACCUCCUGGAAAGAGGGGUGGAGUACAAGAUUCUGUGUCGGAUGUUGAGCGUUUUUCCAAAGGUGCUGAACCAGGGCAAGGAGAUAAUGAGUGAGAAGUUGAACUACCUCACAGAGGAGCUGGGUUACUCGUUGGAGUACCUUGAUUGCUUCCCAGCAUUUCUGUGCUUUGAUUUGCAGAACAGGACCAAGCCUAGGUAUACAAUGCUUCGGUGGCUUCAAAAGCAUGGCUUGCUGAAAAAAAUAUUAGCCCCAGCAACAGUGCUUGCUAACUCGGAGAGGAGGUUCAUUACAAACCUCUACAUUGUGCAUCCUGCAGCUCCAAAGUUGUGGCUUGAGUGCUUCUCUUCAAGAAUACAUAUGGAGUAUUAUCUCAAGAACAUGUCUUGAAUUUUAUUGACAUGAUUGUGAGAGGUACAGAGGAUUUGUCAUGUGCAUCAUGUGGGUUGGAGGUACUUGUUAGUUGUAAUCGUUUUCCAUUGUGCAAAAUUCUUCGCUCCUGUGUAUUUAGCUGUAGGGCGCAGGAUGUAGCUUGAAAUGGAAUAUACCAAUCAGAUAGCAAACCUUAUAACUUAAUUUGGCAAAACUGUGCUGUAAAUUUGAACUCAACUCUGAGGUCAGUCACAUUUCCACAAUCCCUUUUGUGGCUUUGCACUGAUUAGAACAAUAUGAUGAAUAGAUGAAACACUGCUCCUGAUAACAGUUAAAAUGACAGUUUAUCGACGGUGCCAUAGUUGUAAUUUAGUAGCAUUGUUAUACAUCAUCAGAUUUCCCUGAUUCCCUUGA
Phragmites australis (common reed) is the source of this 2295-nucleotide messenger RNA. RefSeq names its product transcription termination factor MTEF18, mitochondrial-like. The coding region runs from base 184 to 1899 and encodes 571 amino acids. Lineage: Eukaryota; Viridiplantae; Streptophyta; Magnoliopsida; Poales; Poaceae. Gene Ontology annotation, cellular component: chloroplast. The record is from RefSeq and is a predicted model, not a curated record. Gene Ontology annotation, biological process: chloroplast organization; regulation of DNA-templated transcription. The transcript has a single exon. Gene Ontology annotation, molecular function: double-stranded DNA binding.